Molecule: messenger RNA, 672 nt
Organism: Komagataella phaffii GS115
Lineage: Eukaryota; Fungi; Ascomycota; Pichiomycetes; Pichiales; Pichiaceae
Product: Mitochondrial adenylate kinase, catalyzes the reversible synthesis of GTP and AMP from GDP and ADP
Exons: 1
Coding region: 1-672 (223 amino acids)
Biological process (GO): nucleobase-containing compound metabolic process
Cellular component (GO): cytoplasm; mitochondrion
Molecular function (GO): AMP kinase activity; ATP binding
Source: RefSeq, a predicted model, not a curated record
AUGAUUAAGAACCUUAGAUUGCUACUUCUGGGUGCUCCUGGAUCAGGUAAGGGUACGCAAACCUCAAGAUUACUGGAAAAAAUUCAAAUUACUCCUGUCAGCAGUGGGGAUCUCCUGCGUACAGAAAUCUCCAAAAAGUCUUCUCUUGGUCUUUUGGCUUCUAAAAUCAUUCAAAAAGGAGGGUUAGUUCCCGAUCAUCUUAUGAUAGCUCUUAUCUAUAGGGAGUUUCAAGCCAGGAAUUGGCUGGGCCAGGAUUGCAGUUGGCUUCUUGACGGUUUUCCCAGAACUCAGAAUCAGGCAGUGGCCUUGGACGACAAGCUGACCGUUGCUCCGAUUAAUUGUGUCAUUGAACUUGACGUUCCAGAAAAGGUGAUCCUUGAGAGAAUUGAAAAUCGGUACAUUCAUAUUCCCUCUGGAAGAAUUUACAAUCAACAAUACAAUCCUCCAAAAGUUCCUGGAAAAGAUGAUAUUACCGGAGAGCCUUUAUCAAAAAGGCCUGAUGACAAUGCAGAGGUCUUCAAGAGACGUCUGGAUAACUACCACAAGGAAAUUGACCCUCUCAAGGAGUAUUUUAAAAAUAAAGGAAUUCUACACAGUAUUCGUGGGGAAACUUCAGAUAUAAUAUUCCCCCAGUUGUACGAGUAUAUAACCAGUGAGUUCACUUCCAAAUAG